AUGCUUGCGCAGAUUGGCUGGGAGGUGCUUUCGGUUGGGCGUGUGGGGUGGGCAUUGGGGGUGUUGCUGUUGGGAUUGUCGUUUGUCUACGCCGUCUACAACCGAUUUUUCCAUCCUCUUCGUCGGAUCCCGGGGCCCUUUCUUGCCUCGCUCACUCCCUGGGUCCAACUCUAUCAUGGCCUCCAAGGAAACCGACAUCUGUGGCUCUAUGCUCUUCAUGAGCAAUACGGCUCCCAUGUCCGGGUCGCCCCCAACUUCGUCUCCGUAAAUACUGCCCAAGGCCUGCAUGAUAUUUACGGGCAUGGCAAACGACUUAAGAAGGCCGACUUCUACAAUGCCUUCCCCGCCAUCAAGGGCGUGUAUAACACCCACAAUGCUAUCGAUAAGGUCAUGCAUGGUCGGAAACGUCGUGUCCUGAGCCAGGCCUUCUCCGAUCAUGCGCUGCAAAGUAUGGAAGACGUGAUGCUGUUGCAUGUCCGCCAGCUGUGCGCCGGCCUAGCACAUCCUCAGAAGACUGGCCAGGUGCAGGACAUGGGUCGGUGGUUCAGCUACCUCACUUAUGAUGUGAUGGGGGAGCUGUGCUUCGGAAAGAGCUUCGACAUGUUGAUUGAAAGUAGUCGACGACGACUGAUUGAACUGGUCGAUCGGGCUGCGAACCGGCACUAUGUUUGCGGGCUUUGGAUGCCCUUAGACCGAUGGCACCUGGACCAGAUCUUCAUCCACCGACUGACCAACGACCGUUGGAACUUCAUCAUGAACUCGCGCGUGGAGGCGAACAAGCGUGCCCAGGAACGUGCGCAGGCCGGCCGCGACGCCAAAAAGGACUUCUUCUAUUACCUGCUUAACGCACGGGAUCCCGAAACGGGCCAGGGUUUGACGACACCGGAGCUCUGGGGCGAGGCGAAUGUGCUGAUGAUCGCGGGGAGUGAUACGACGUCGACGACGCUGGCGGCGGCGAUCUUCUAUCUGGUGCGCACGCCGCACGCGAUGGCGAAGCUGAAGAAGGAGAUUCGGGAGAAUUUCGCGUCCGUAGAGGAUAUCGUGACGGGGAGUAAGUUGAACGAGAUGGUGUAUUUGAAGGCAUGCCUGGACGAGGCGCUCCGCCUGGCGCCGGCUGUGCCGGGGGUGCCUCCGCGCGAGGUGAUGGCGGGCGGAGCCUUGGUCGACGGGGUCUUUCUGCCGGCCGGCACCGAUUGUGGGACGCCGACGUACUCGAUCCACCGCCAGGCUUCUUAUUACCGGCUCCCCGGAGCCUUUCUGCCCGAACGGUGGAUCGAAGGGGCGAUCUGCCAAACGGGCUUGGAGUCCUGGCAAACUACACGCGAGGACGUCGAGGUGGCGCGUCGAGCAUUCUGUCCGUUUAGCAUUGGGCCGCGGGGAUGUAUCGGCAAGAGCAUGGCGUUCAUGGAGAUGCGUUUGACAAUUGCGCGGGUGCUGUUCCGGUUUGAUCUCGAGCUGGCCGAUCGUCGGGGCGAGGAUGAGAGCGGGCAUUUCGCCUUGGUUGACCACUUUACCAGUGCAAAGGAGGGACCCGAUGUGCUGGUGCGAGCUGCUUAGUUUCUUCCCUUGAUACUGUUCAUAGGUAUUAUUACUACUCAUCCCGUUGAAAUCUUGUAGAGAAAAGUACAAGUCGAAUACCAAAG
Aspergillus sclerotioniger CBS 115572 is the source of this 1643-nucleotide messenger RNA. RefSeq names its product cytochrome P450. The record is from RefSeq and is a predicted model, not a curated record. Lineage: Eukaryota; Fungi; Ascomycota; Eurotiomycetes; Eurotiales; Aspergillaceae. The transcript has 3 exons. The coding region runs from base 1 to 1557 and encodes 518 amino acids. Gene Ontology annotation, molecular function: monooxygenase activity; iron ion binding; oxidoreductase activity, acting on paired donors, with incorporation or reduction of molecular oxygen.